AUGCGGAAGUGGGAGUCAAAAGAUCAAGAUGAAGUUGAGGAAACUCGACUGCAGGCUGCCUUGAUGACAGCUCGGCUGCUGAGACAUGCCAAGCCCAUAGACAAGCCCGACAUGGAACCAUUGAAGCUGACUACCUCAUUCUGGGACCUGAAAGAGGAGAAAGAGGGCUGGGAGUUGCGAUCAAGCAAAAGUCUGGACUCGGGGAAAGUCCGUUGGAAUCAUUGGCAUUUUCGAGGAGGGACGCACUACAUCUUCACGGACCUUUCUUAUUCAGAGCUAAUGACAGAUUGUCUUGCACCAAGUGGUAGCAUCUUCUUGGGUGGUGGUGAAGGUAGCAAGGAGGCACUCAUGAGGAUGCUGGUCAAUGGUGAACCUGUAGUUUGCCUGGACAACACAGGUCGUGUGACGCAAGACUUUGUCACCAGCUGA
Messenger RNA from Cladocopium goreaui, 429 nucleotides. The record is from the annotation of a GenBank genome assembly. NCBI's taxonomy places the organism in Eukaryota, Dinophyceae, Suessiales, Symbiodiniaceae.